This is a messenger RNA of Rotaria sp. Silwood1, 1137 nucleotides long. The record is from the annotation of a GenBank genome assembly. Lineage: Eukaryota; Metazoa; Rotifera; Eurotatoria; Philodinida; Philodinidae.
AUGGGAAAUUUCUCAGUUUUUGCUACUGGACCAGCACUUGUUAGUCUGAUAUCAAUCACGCCAUCAACAAGUCGACCAAUAACAACACUAGUUACAACGCAUAGAGAAUCAACCAUGGGAAACUUCUCAGUGUUUGUAACUGGUCCAGCAUCUGUCAAUCUCAUGUCAUUCACGCCAUCAACAAAUCGUCCAAUAACAAUACUGCUGGCAACCUAUCCGAAUGCACUACUGCCAAAUAGUCCACGGUUUUAUCGACCCAAUGGUGAUAGAAAAGAUUACUAUUACUAUCACGCUAUUCAAGUCACUGUGUCCACAGAUGGAGCUUACUCUUUGGCAAGUGUAUCUGGUAUCAACACCAUGGGUUAUUUAUACGAUACAUCUUUCGAUCCAUCCAAUCCAUCGGCAAGUCUUCUCAUCAGUAGUGAUAAUGGUGGCAUCAGAGGAGGAUUUCGUAUCAACUAUGUCCUCUCAUCUGGACGUCAAUACAUUUUGGUUGUCACGACAUCUCAAGCAUCUCUUACUGGAGAUUUUUGGAUACUAGCUCGUGGUCCAGCUUUGGCCAGGCUUACAUCAAUUGCAUCACCACCAACUAGUAAGCAAUAUUGUUUUUUGUUUCUCUUGAUGGACGAAACUAAUAUAGCAUCAAUUGUUUUGGGAGUCGUAGCCGGUUUUUAUAGUACUAUAUUUUUACUUUGUUUAUCAGAUGUAGUUCAUUUAAAUAAAGAAAUGACCAAAAUGAAGCAUGAAUUAGAAGAUUUGAGAAAUCAAAGUAUUAUAUUUAAUCGAUCAUCUUUUGUUGAUUCAUCAAAUAAAAUAUUAUUAACAAGAACAAAUAUUUCUGGAAAAUUAUGCUUAUCAUAUGAUGAACAACGUCAAAUACUUGAAUAUAUUAAUUUUAUAUGCAAUAUGGCAAUACUUUUAUUUGGAAGUUAUUCAAUAUAUGUUCAUGGGAUCGGAACACAUCAUGGUCUUGCUUAUCGUUUAUUUUUUUUCAUAUGUAAAUUAUGUACUAUAAUUGCAUCGAUUUGGCUCAAUCUUCAUUUUAAAAAAGGCUUACCAAGCGAUAUAUUUUUAUACAUAUGGAUUGAUAUUAAUUGUGUUGUAUCAAUAUAUCGUAGUUUACGUCAAAUAAUCUGA